Molecule: messenger RNA, 387 nt
Organism: Saccharomyces eubayanus
Lineage: Eukaryota; Fungi; Ascomycota; Saccharomycetes; Saccharomycetales; Saccharomycetaceae
Gene: AHC2
Product: Ahc2p
Exons: 1
Coding region: 1-387 (128 amino acids)
Source: RefSeq, a predicted model, not a curated record
AUGAUCACUCCCAAGGGCACGUACGAAUCGGUGGCCAAGUUCCAAGAGGCGAACCUACGUGAAGAUCUCGAUUACGCCGUGCUUGAACAACGCAAGACGCAGCUAGAGACCCUCAUCGUUGAAAGAGAAUCGUUCAUCAAGAACCUGUGCGGUCUCUUCCACAGGGUUCAAAAGACCAAGAAUUACCAGGAAUUUGUAGAUGUGUUGACGGGGAGCAGGGAUUUACUACGAGAAAUAUUCACUGUGGAGAAUGGAUUUCAGAAGCAAAAUUGGGCCAAUCAUGAGGACAUUCCCCAGAUAGACUGGGACAGGUUUGCUCUAGAUAUUAACGCUUAUAUAGCGAAAAACGACCAGUUGCUGGCACUGUAUGAAGAUGGCUUUUUGUGA